CCGGAUAUCCGGUUUUCAUCGUAAAGAGGAUGAUAAAACUUUUGUUAUUGGUCUGUUGACAACUGUUUGUCCAAUAAGAUUCAGUUUCAUAGUCAAAAUAUUUUCAUUCCUGACUAAAAAUUGGGACACAGAAGUGUGUCAAAGUGAAAAAUUAGAGACUUGGGACUUCUGCAAUUUCUUUUUUAUCUCUACAGAUCAAGUGAAUUCCAGUUCCACAAGUGAUAAAAGGGAUGGACGACCCCAGCAGUACCCUAGACGUAGAUGCAGAGGAUUUUAGUUCUGUGACACAAGUGUACAUGGACUAUGUAAACGAUGAUGACUGUAACAUUGAGAACUCCACUUGUUCUAAGAUUGAACCUCACUUUGGAAAUGACAACUCGAAUGAAGACUCCCAUCAGGGAAAGAAUGUGGAUGAUGACGAAAGUCGAUAUAUUCACAACACCAUAUCUGAUGAUAAAAUAGAGAUGAGCAUUUACCCUGGGAUGAGGGGUGUCCCUGCUAACUUUAACCCCUCACAUGCCACCAUCACUGUAGAAAGUUGUGACCCAAAAACAAAAGAAAAAGAGGUCAGAAGAUUUCAGUGUGAUUACAACGGCUGCACCAGGACUUACAGUACUGCCGGAAAUCUAAGAACUCAUCAAAAGACACACAAAGGUGAAUACACUUUUACCUGCGAGUCGCCAGGCUGUGGUAAGGCCUUUCUCACCUCCUACAGUCUGAAGAUCCAUGUACGAGUACACACAAAAGAGAAACCAUACGAAUGUGAGGUCAAAGGAUGUGCCAAAAACUUCAACACCUUGUACAGAUUACGUGCUCAUCAGAGAAUUCACACAGGGAACACUUUUGAUUGCAAUGAGGAUGGUUGUACUAAAUUCUUUACCACACUGAGUGAUUUACGGAAACACAUACGGACACAUACAGGGGAAAAACCUUAUCAAUGUGAUGAGAGUGGGUGUGGGAAGGCAUUCGCAGCUAGUCAUCAUUUAAAGACACAUCAAAGGACACACACAGGAGAGAAACCCUAUGCUUGUCAUGAAGAUGGGUGUUCUCGGGCAUUUUCCACCUCCUACAGUCUAAAAACACACAAAUCCAAACACGAGAAAUCACAGGGUGAACAGCAUUCAAAUGACACAACGGCCACAUUAUACAGUGAAGAUGGAAGGUUUCAAUACAAUAUAUCAGAAUCUGCUCAAUAUAGGACAGAGGGCAUUCUAGAUACCUUGGGGCUGUUUGAAAUGGGUGACCAAAGCCAGUCAAGCACAACAGACUAUGCAGACAGACCGGCCAUUACAGAGAUUGUAGACGAACUGAAGGACACAGACAACUGUAACAUGUGUGUCUAUAACAACACCCAUCAACCAGUCCCCACCAACACAGAGGUCAGUUACACCAAUCAGCAGCAGCAGCAAGUCUUUACCGAAGUCAAGAAAAGCAACCCCCAACAACCAGAAAAGGAUGUGGUCCAAUUAACCCCCGUUCCUGUCAUCCCGAUUAAUCUCCCAGUAGUCCAGGACAUCCCCUCUCUCCAGAACACUGCGCCAAAUCUCCAAUCUCUGGAGACUCAGCCAAUGUCGAUACCAGCCGUGCAGACCACUCCAAAGGGGGAUAGCUCACUGCAGACGGUCACUGCUCUCCCAGUGUUACAGAGCAGUGGUGACGUGAAUAACUCCUCCAUGUUUGUGGAACAUUAUCUGAUUACUAAGGUGAUCGAGAAGACUCCCUCGGGUCAGCAACUGAAAUCCGAAAGCACUCUUCAGCUCACGCCAAGUUUGCAGACACAACAAGUUUUUGACGGAUGCCCUUCAGUGAUAGACCUUUCUACAACAAGUGGUAGCAUCAACUUGAGUCCUCAAACUCAGCAGACUGGGCAGUUCAUACAUCCUAACCCAGUCAAUGCAAAUGUUCCAAUCAUGAAGGAAAACAAUCAAGAUUAUAUGAUUCUGAGCAAUCCUGACCCCAGCGUGAUGAUACCACCAGCAAAUACAGUGACUCAAGUUCAAACAGUACCCUCUCAGCAGGUUCAAAAUGGAACCAAUCAGAAUGAGGUUUGCAUCGAGUUAAUUCAGAAUGUAACCAAUCAGCAGGGAGUUUGCAAUGAGUUCCAAACCAAUAAUUCAAUGCAGCAGAAGAGCUCUGACAAGUUGAUCACUCCUGCAGAAUUUAAUGUUCGAAUGGAACAUAUUCCAGCAAUAAUUGCUGCAAAUCCGGACAAGAAAAUCACCAUUUUACCUUGCACUGAUGGAACACUGCAGCCGUCGAUUGUCAAAAUCUCCACCGACAAGGGCCACAUAGAACUGCCUUAUGGAAUGGAAGGAAAAUUUGUUCCUGUGGUCACUGCUGGAAAUUUUAUCUUGAACUCAAAUGAUUUGUCAACAUUACUUAAUUAAUUUGGACAAGCAAUUACCUCAUGAUAUUGCUUUAAUUGGUUUGUUUAGAAUCAGCUAUUUGUGUGAUAUUAAUUAUAUUAACUGUUGAUUUAUUUAAAAUGAGCUAUUGAAUUGUUAUGAAUUAUUGUCUAUUUCCUGUUACUUGUUUUCAGUUCUUGUAAGAAUUGUUUUAUAAUAAAGUGCUUUUCAUGGAAUGAUAAUAAAAUAAAAUUUACAUUUA
Saccostrea cuccullata (small rock oyster) is the source of this 2607-nucleotide messenger RNA. RefSeq names its product metal regulatory transcription factor 1-like. NCBI's taxonomy places the organism in Eukaryota, Metazoa, Mollusca, Bivalvia, Ostreida, Ostreidae. Gene Ontology annotation, cellular component: nucleus; chromatin; PcG protein complex. Gene Ontology annotation, molecular function: RNA polymerase II cis-regulatory region sequence-specific DNA binding; DNA-binding transcription activator activity, RNA polymerase II-specific. Bases 231 to 2387 code for a protein of 718 amino acids. The record is from RefSeq and is a predicted model, not a curated record. Gene Ontology annotation, biological process: positive regulation of transcription by RNA polymerase II. The transcript is spliced from 11 exons.